UCCGGCCAGGCCGUCGUCUGGGUGGCGCGGUCGAGUCAUCGCUGGGCCUCGCCGCUUCGGUCUCUCAUCCCUCCCCGCGCUCAGGCGCGGGGGGUCGACCAGCCAAGUGAGGUGGGAGGCGACUCAGACCUUUCCCUCCACUUCGUUUUGGCCAGCGCCCCGGCUACUCGCCCUGGGGCCCAGUCUGAGGGGCCGGGGCCUACAUCGGCCCGCCGCUGGGCCUCAUGAGGCAUAGCCUGACCAAGCUGCUGGCAGCCUCAGGCAGCGACUCCCCAACCCGCAGCGAGAGCCCGGCGCCAGCCGCGACCUGCUCGCUGUCCGCGGACCUGAUCCGGGCUGCGGCGGGGGAGAAAGAGACGGCGGCGGCCGGAUCUCUUGGCCGCAAGCAGCCGCACGGCGACGUGGGCGAGUGGGAGGCCGGGACGGGGAGCCGCGGCGGCGUGGCCGUGCGCGCGCCCUCGCCCGAGGAGAUGGAGGAGGAGGCGGUCGCCGGCGUCCCUGGGGAAGAGACCGAGGAUAUGGACUUUUUGUCCGGGCUGGAACUCGCGGAUCUUUUGGACCCUCGGCAACCGGACUGGCACCUGGAGCCCGGACUUAGCUCGCCUGGGCCUCUCUCCUCGUCCGGCGGGGGCUCGGAUAGCGGCGGCCUGUGGAGAGCGGACGACGACGACGAGGCCGCGGCUGCUGAGAUGCAGCGCUUUUCCGACCUGCUGCAGAGGCUGUUAAACGGUAUCGGAGGCUGCAGUAGCAGCAGUGACAAUGGCAGCGGCGAAAAGAGGCGGAGAAAGUCCCCGGGAGGAGGUGGCGGCAGCGGCAACGAUAACAACCAGGCGGCGACAAAGAGUCCCCGGAAGGCGGCGGCGGCCGCUGCCCGUCUUAAUCGGCUGAAGAAGAAGGAGUACGUGAUGGGGCUGGAGAGUCGAGUCCGAGGUCUGGCAGCCGAGAACCAGGAGCUGCGGGCCGAGAAUCGGGAGCUGGGCAAACGCGUACAAGCACUGCAGGAGGAGAGUCGCUACCUACGGGCGGUCUUAGCCAACGAGACUGGACUGGCUCGCUUGCUGAGCCGGCUGAGCGGCGUGGGACUGCGGCUGACCACCUCGCUCUUCAGAGACUCGCCCGCCGGUGACCACGACUACGCGCUGCCGGUGGGAAAGCAGCAGCAGGACCUGCUAGAAGAGGACGACUCAGCGGGAGGAGUGUGUCUUCAUGUGGACAAGGAUAAGGUGUCGGUGGAGUUCUGCUCGGCGUGCGCCCGGAAGGCGUCGUCUUCUCUUAAAAUUUUCUUUUUUAGGUGAUUUCCUUCCUGCCAGGCUCCGUUGUAGGGGUUACAGAACAGUCGUUCCCGCCUCACAACCUGACUUAUGUGUACCUAGCUCUUCUGUCCCCAGUGUGGACAUGGCCUUGGAUGACAUCGGUUCCAACUGUACACUGAAACCUGCUUAUAGAGAUACAGUUUGGAGACAGUGAAACAGGUGAAGUUGAAUGGAAGUUCCGAGUUGUACAAGGUGCAAAUUGGAAUUCCAGUUUUAGAGCAACUUUUCAGAGGUUGACAUUAAGUAUUUGGGGCAUGCACAAAUGUGAUAGUUAUUUUGCUGGUGAUGACAGAUAAUCUUAAAUAUUCAAGAAUACCUUUUAGUUUUCAGUAGAAGAUACAGAAAUACAAACUAUCCAGAGUAACAAAUUUUAAUAUCUCACCAUUAGAGAAGUUGGAAAUUAACACACACAUAUCAGACUUCUGUGUUUUAGUUAAUUGGAGGAAGAAUAAGAAUGGUUAAUGAAAUGUUUCUUUGAGGACCAGCCCAGUGAUUACCCCAUCACUGAGUAUGAAUAAAUUGUCAAACACCUUUAUUUUUGUUGUAUUAAAAUUUUAGGUUAAAUUUAUGUAUGUAUGAUUAGAUAUUGAAGGUUGUGAAAUGUGAAUGAAAACAUGUAAAGUGAGGUUUCACAAAGAAUCUUACUCUGUAUUUCAAAAGUAUUUGUCCUAUUUAAAAGUAAUUCUUAAAAUUGAGUGGCUCUGGCCACUUAAAUGACAUUGAUUGACACUAUUUUUCCAAAGAUGGGAUGUAUUCUUCCCUUGAAGUACUCUGUUAACUGUUGUCCAGUUAUAUAAAUUGAGUUGUGGUGUCCUUCAGGGUAAGAGGCAUUAAAUUCUUUGUGAAACAUCACUGUUUGAUAAAGUAUAUACGUAUUUAGCAUCCUUGUUUUUCUUUGUGCUAAAGUGGAUACAGCUGUUGGGGCAGAAGAGACGGGACCAGCUGCUGGCCACAUUUCCUGCUUUAUUUUAAAAGGUAGUAUAAGAAAUGAGGAAAAAGAGGUAAUAUCAGGGCUUCUGCUGUCUUUUAUUUUUAAAAUGUUCAUAAUUAAAAAGUUUUCCAGCAGUCCAAAGAUGUAAGUUAUCUUACACAUAAAAUGUUUUAUUUUGUUGUUAUUUGGUAUGAAAAUGGAAUCCUUGUUCUUGCACAACUGUAAACGUUUUGUUGCUAGAUAAUACGAUUUGAGACCUAAGUUGGUCUCUGGUUUCCAGUGCAUCACAGCAUAUUUUGUAAAAUCAUCUACUGCACUUAAGCAUGAAUGGGUAGUAGCCAAACUCACAACUUGGAGUAAUGAACCUGCUUAUACCUAAGGGCAGGAGCAAGCCCCUCACAAUGCAGCUGCAUGGAUUUUUAGUGCCUACUGAAUUAUAUAUAUAUACAUAUAUAUAUAUAUUAAAAAAAAACCAAAAGUAGUUGGAAAGAUUAUUUGAAAUGACUAAUUUGUGCUAUCUUUAUGAAAUAUGUUAAAUGUAGCUUUUUGAAACAGAAGCCUUGAAUUGAAAUUUAACUAAUACUUGAACAUUUUGUAUAUAUUUCUUUGUAUAUAAUUUUGUGCAGUACCAAUGACAAAAAUAUGGUGUCGUACGUAAUAAAACCAGGUUUGUUGAUCUUUCAGUUAUGGGCUCAAAGAAUUUAUUCAUCUCUAACAUGAAAUUGAAAAAUAAUGGAUGAAAAUAGGAAAAAUUAUUGUUGUUAAUAAUGACUGUGGGUCUUAAUCAAAAGGUUCUGGAAGCAGUAAGUUUGUUUUUUUAAAAAUUAUACCAUUCCCUUGGAAUAUUUUCUUCCUUAUGUCAGUGCUUUUCCUGCAUUAUUGGAAGUUUGGGGCUGGGGAGAAAGUAGUCAAAGCUUUCUGAAUUGGGAUGCUUUGAAAUUCCAAGUGUAGGUUUUUAGAAUGUCAUUUUAUAAAUGGCAGUUUUUUGGAAUUACUUGAUUAAGAAAUUUUGAAAAUGGAAAGAUUAGUAUGGCCUAUUUUUAAAGCUGCUUUGUUAGGUUCCUUAUGUUUUGAUUGUCUUUUCUUAGUUUCCAUUUCAUUAUUUUUUUUCUAGUUUUGGUGACUUAGUGAUUUUGUCAUUUUUUACAUCAACUUCAUGGUCUUGUUUUUACAUGAUAAUUGCAUGUAUUUAGGACCUCUCUAACGGGCUUUAAAUAAAUUUGGUCAUAUUUAUGUGUAAGCACAUUUUACUGUAAAUGUUUGGGUUUCUGAAUUUAAACAGAUCUGUUUAUUUCAGUAUGUAGUAAACAAUAUCUUACAGUGUCCUUUUCACUACUUGUUAAUUAAAAAAGCUAUGAUUAAUAUGAAA
This is a messenger RNA of Lemur catta (Ring-tailed lemur), 3613 nucleotides long. RefSeq names its product CREB/ATF bZIP transcription factor (gene CREBZF). Gene Ontology annotation, biological process: regulation of transcription by RNA polymerase II. The record is from RefSeq and is a predicted model, not a curated record. The coding region runs from base 225 to 1295 and encodes 356 amino acids. Gene Ontology annotation, molecular function: DNA-binding transcription factor activity; transcription cis-regulatory region binding. NCBI's taxonomy places the organism in Eukaryota, Metazoa, Chordata, Mammalia, Primates, Lemuridae. Gene Ontology annotation, cellular component: nucleus. The transcript is spliced from 3 exons.